AUGGGCUGCUGUGAAACAAGAGAUGCUCCUGCGAACAAAGAAAAGAAAAACAACUCAAAAGAAGAGAACUCUCAUAGUAAAGAUCUAAAAGAAUUCAAAUUAAAACAUGAGCCAGGCAUGAGCUUUUGUUUAUCAGAAAGCGAUGAAAUCGUCGACGACAAAGUCCAAGAAAUAAUUGAAUACAGCUCUACUUUAAAAAAAGAUUCUCGGUGGAUCCAAAUUAUAGAAACUGAGCACAUCAUCGUAAGGAGACUUGACGGAUCGAAAUAUGGUGACAAAUUCCCUGUCUUUUAUUCAAAAAUUUAUUUUGAUAAUUACAUUAUGCCGAACAUCAUCAUAAGGCAGCUCAAUGAUGCUAAAGAGAGAAAAAAGUGAGAUAAAUCCAUUUCUGAUGUAGAAAAUAUUAGGGAAAAUCUAGAUGAAAUUGUCGUUUAUACAUAUAUAUCAGCGUUUGGGUAUAAAGGAGAUUUUUUGGAAAAGAAAACCGUUUUGAGAAGGGACGAUCACGUUGUGAUGGUUUCCUAUUCAAUUGAAGACGCUUCAAAGCCUCCUAUUGAUGGAGUUAGCAGGGGAGAAAUUCUAAUGACAAUUCAAACAAUUAAAUAUAAAAAUGAUAGAACCGUUAUGACAAUGAUAACACAUCAGAACUAUAAAGACGUUUUUGCAUCACUUUUUAGCUAUAUGAUACCCACGAAAAUCAAAGAAUGGGGCAUGGCUUUCAGAAAAAGAGUUCAUAGCUUGGCAUAA
Molecule: messenger RNA, 747 nt
Organism: Blepharisma stoltei
Lineage: Eukaryota; Ciliophora; Heterotrichea; Heterotrichida; Blepharismidae
Source: the annotation of a GenBank genome assembly